UCUUCCUCUCCUAAGGUCCCCUCUGCCCUCUCUCCUCUCCCACAGGAGUAACGUUGCGUCCCGCUUUUUUUGCUCCCCGAAGGCUGCUGCAACAAGCCCACCCAACUCCCACACGCACACGCUCUUUCCCCCCUUCUCUCUCUCUCUCUCUCUCUCGAUCUCGACCAGACCUGGUUGGCCUGCCUUUCUCUUGUUUUCUGUGUUUCUCAUUUGAAGUGGAAUGCAGGAGCCAGCUACUAGCUCUAUUGCAGCCAGCUCGUUGCCUUCUAGCAGUGAGAGAUCUUCUAGCUCUGCUCUUCACGUUGAAGUCAAAGAAGGCAUGGAAAGCGAUGAUGAAAUAAGAAGAGUUCCGGAGAUAGGAGGUGAGGCUGCUGGUGGUGGUCCAACAACAGAUGGUGGAACGGUUGCAGGUCCGGCUCAGCCGUCCGCUAGCGGCUCAAAAAGGAGGGGGAGGAGCCCUGCUGACAAGGAAAACAAGAGGCUGAAGAGGUUGUUGAGGAACAGAGUUUCAGCACAGCAGGCAAGGGAGAGGAAAAAGGCGUAUUUGAUUGACUUGGAGGCCAAGGUUAGAGAUUUGGAAACCAAGAACGCGGAGCUUGAUGAAAGAGUUUCCACGUUGCAAAAUGAGAACCAAAUGCUUAGACAGAUACUGAAGAACACGACUGCCACGGGCGGCUCACAGGAGGGAAGGAAAUAAGCUGGAAGAGCGGAGAGUAGAGAGCAGAGAAUAGAGAGAGGAGAAGUCCAAAGACAGGGACAGGUUGGUGGUAUCUAUGUUGUUGGUCUUGCAGAGCAGAAUGGUGGAUGAUGAGGAUGAGCACGCCACAGCCACAGCCGCAGCUGCAUAUCUAUCUAUCUAUCUUACUCCUGCUUGGUGCCGGCUUUGUACGCCCACCAGACAGACAGACAGACAGACUGGCCAGUAUGAGUAUGAUUAUGCGCAUAUAAGUAAGAGUUGAAGCAAUCCCAGGCGAGUAGAGUAGAGUAGAGUAGAGCAGAGCAGAGUAAUGCGUGUUGUAAUGAAUCGUGCUGGUUAGACUGGCUGACUGACUCACUCACUACUUCUGAGGUUGAGUUUGAGGUUGUUCAGUGUUGAGGAUUAACAGUACAAAACAAAGUUAUAGGUAGGGUGUGAUUGUUUGAGGGCUCAGAUUUUUUUUUUUUACUAUUCAUCCAAUUUUUUUCAUCCAAAAAUAUCAAAUCAAACAUCUAUUUUUUAUUUUUUAUAUUAUAUUAAAAAUCAAUUUUACAUUCAAAACAUCACAUCAACACCUAUUUAUAUCACAUCAUACAACUAUUCAAAUUUAAAAUUUUUACUAUUCAAAUUUCAACUCAAAGUUAAAACCUCCAAACAAAAUUGAUUUAUUAUUGAAGGUGAGGAAAGCGGUCCGGCCCGGCCAGGCUGGCUCAGCAACAUUGAAUGAAGGAAAUAUAUAGUAGUAAUUGGAUAGUUGGUAAUGGUUGUUAGAUUUCCUUGGAGAAUGACGGAUGUUUGAUUGAGACCCGACUGCUACCUCUACUAGAGCCUAGAGGGAGAGAUUGAUUGACCCAAAGUCAAAGUCGAAUCAUUCAUUCUCAAUCCAUCCAUCUCCAACCCA
Messenger RNA from Andrographis paniculata, 1598 nucleotides. RefSeq names its product transcription factor HY5. Gene Ontology annotation, cellular component: nucleus. Gene Ontology annotation, molecular function: DNA-binding transcription factor activity, RNA polymerase II-specific. Gene Ontology annotation, biological process: response to far red light; regulation of photomorphogenesis; positive regulation of transcription by RNA polymerase II. The transcript is spliced from 4 exons. Bases 221 to 697 code for a protein of 158 amino acids. NCBI's taxonomy places the organism in Eukaryota, Viridiplantae, Streptophyta, Magnoliopsida, Lamiales, Acanthaceae. The record is from RefSeq and is a predicted model, not a curated record.